Messenger RNA from Tetrahymena thermophila SB210, 750 nucleotides. Its product is annotated as Yip1 domain protein. Gene Ontology annotation, cellular component: Golgi apparatus; membrane. The record is from RefSeq and is a predicted model, not a curated record. Gene Ontology annotation, biological process: vesicle-mediated transport. Gene Ontology annotation, molecular function: small GTPase binding. The transcript is spliced from 8 exons. Lineage: Eukaryota; Ciliophora; Oligohymenophorea; Hymenostomatida; Tetrahymenidae.
AUGAGUAAUAAACACAAAAAGCACAACGACGAGGAAAUUGCAUAGGAUAUAAAGUCAUAGCUUGUAGAAGCUUCUAUAAAUAAUUUGUUUGGCGGAGAGCAAAAACCUAAAGAACAAAAAGUUGGAUGCUGCCCUGUUUUAACAGUUUCAUUUUGGAGUAGAUAUUUCAAUGUAACAUAAAGUGAUGUUGGCUAAAGAAUUAAAUCUUCUCUUUUCUUAACACCUCCUUUUGAAGAAGUCAUGGGAGGAUAGCCUGAUUUAUAUGGACCAUUCUGGAUAUUUACAACUAUUAUAGCUUUGGUUUCAAUCAGUGCUAAUAUUUGCGAUUAUCUUAAUAACAUAGGAAAUGAUUCAAAGUUUAAAUAUAGAUAUGAUUUCGUUCCAGUUGCUGGCUCUUUAAUUUAUGGAGUUGGACUCAUUUGUCCUACUUUAUUAUGGGUAAUUGUGAAGCUUUUGUUUAAAGUUAAGAUUAAACUUAUUCAAACAAUUUGUUUAUACGGUUAUUCUUAAACAUGCUUUAUAUUGAUUAGCGUUCUUUCAAUAAUACCUAAUAAUAUUGUUCAUUGGUGUCUCCUUGGAUAUGGAUUUGGUAUGUCAACCAUUUUCUUCUUCAGAAAUCUUAAGAAAGAAAUGGAUGAAUUAGAGGCUAACUAAAGAUACGUUGUUUUUGGUCUUGUGUUAGGUUGCUAGUUAAUUCUUUGUUUAAUGUUUAGAUUUUAUUUCUUCAAGCUUACAACUCUCAAAAGUUGA